CCCUAAUCAAAGCGUUGGUGAUCCAUGUCGGGAGUGCGGUCGCUCGAAGGUCUGUUGGCAGCCCCGCAAGAUGUAAACGAUGACGAUAUCAUCCAUGUCUUGACCGAAUGUGCGAGGCAAUCCUCAAACGUAUCCUUCCGAGAACAAGUCGAAACCUCCACCAUCGACGACAGCUCGUUCCUUCCGUUCCUGACCUCUCGCUGGCUUGCACUUCAACACCUCGAUGGAUCCAGUCCUUCGACCAUCGACCAAGGUGUCGCGGCCAUCGACGACGACGACGACGACGGUCUCUCGUACUCUUACACCACCACAACGUCAGACUCUGCCGCCACCGACAUACCCUCGCGCUCUGCAUUCCUCGACGAUUCCGAUGCAGCAUCAACGCAUGUGAACGUCCUGCUCGCCAUGUACCGCGUUCUGCGCAACAUCUGCGCGUCUUCUCCCAUCAACCAGACCAAGUUGAAGGCGGUCUUGCCGUUCACCACGAACGUGCUCACAGGAAUGAUCGGGUAUCUGGACUGUUCGCACGACGAGGAAUUGCAUGCUGUGAUCGUGACCUGCAUGCAAGUGAUGCUGCAAUUCGUUGCGAAUAUGACUGUCCAUCACACAGCCAACCAGGACAUUCUAUGGCCAGCAUUUCACCCCCAUUUACUGGAGAAAGUGCUCGUCGAGUGCCAAAAGUACCGCAAAGUACUCGCGUACGCCGCCGCGGUCGUGCUAAAUUGUUUGCAUCCGCCGCAUGCUAUUCGAACCACAGACUUGGUGAAGUCGCGCCAAAUCGUGAUUCUGUUGCUCCAACGAUGCUUAUCCUUCCAAAGCCAAGACGAAAGUGACCCAGCGUUGGAAUGGAUCACCAUGAUCUUUCAAGUCCUUGUUAAGCGCCAUUACACUGCCGAUUUGUAUCGAAACCUGAGCGCGUCCCUGCUUAGCACCCUCUGGUCGAAAUUAACACCCGAGCAAAUGCUAUUGCUACGCAUGGUGGACCUCGUGGUGGCACCCGAUGAUAGCAGCAGUCCCGUCGAUGGUGUCGAGUCUAGCAGGUCCAACGACGACUUGAUUGCGUUUUUGUGCGCCGAAUACACGGGCCUGCAUGUCCCGAACGAGGCCCCGUCAAACAAAAACGACGUUAACGCAGCAGUAUCCGCCGACCGCCAAGCCAUGUGGAAUGUGAUGGAAACCGAAUCGUCCAAGUUGAUGCUGCGCAUCCUCGGCACGUUGACGUCUUCUGCAUGUGUUGAAGAACAUUCCGAGAACGUUCUGACGUUUAUCCCAGUAUUAAUCGCCCAACUCCAACGUUUAUCCCCGACUCAUGCGCGGGAAACCAAUGCCGCCGCCGCCUUGUCAGGAGAUGACGUUGUUCAAGAUGAGACCUUUGGGUACAGAUCAGCUGGAGUUCGAGUGCUGGGUAAUAUGGCCCAUCGUAACCCUUCUGUGCAAGAUGCAUUGCGGGCAUGUGGCGGUCUAGAAGUGCUACUCAACAGUUGUAACAUCGACCCGAACAACCCCAUGAUUCGCGAAUGGGCGCUCGUGGCGCUGCGUCAUGUGUGCGAAGGAAACGAGCAAAAUCAAGCGUAUAUUCGAGCGUUGGCGCCCCAGCAAGUAGUGUCCCGCGUGGAUCUAUCGAAAAUGGGGGUGGAACCAGUGUUGGAGCACAACAAAGUAACGCUAAAGCCGUUGUAAAUACAACUGUCGUGGUCCUGUCUAGUCUAAAAGUCGCCCAGGAAGGAAGCAUAGUGUAACUAUUCAUGGCCGACAAACCCAUAUACGUGGCGAAUAGCAGGUGCAAGACCAACAUGUGCAGCAGGCUCUUCCAGGGUAGCACAUAGUAUCGCAACUCACUGGAUCGAUUCACAACGUCCAAUACGUG
Messenger RNA from Aphanomyces astaci, 1867 nucleotides. RefSeq lists its product as hypothetical. Lineage: Eukaryota; Oomycota; Saprolegniomycetes; Saprolegniales; Verrucalvaceae. Gene Ontology annotation, cellular component: cytosol. The record is from RefSeq and is a predicted model, not a curated record. The transcript has 8 exons. The coding region runs from base 25 to 1680 and encodes 551 amino acids.